Molecule: messenger RNA, 4174 nt
Organism: Rhinichthys klamathensis goyatoka
Lineage: Eukaryota; Metazoa; Chordata; Actinopteri; Cypriniformes; Leuciscidae
Gene: ell
Product: elongation factor RNA polymerase II
Exons: 12
Coding region: 77-1945 (622 amino acids)
Biological process (GO): positive regulation of transcription elongation by RNA polymerase II; snRNA transcription by RNA polymerase II; transcription elongation by RNA polymerase II
Cellular component (GO): transcription elongation factor complex
Molecular function (GO): cis-regulatory region sequence-specific DNA binding
Source: RefSeq, a predicted model, not a curated record
CAUACCCUUCCCUCACUCGAGCUGCUUGUUGCGUUCACGGCAGAGGCGCGUGAGCGUGGUGGGAAAUGCGAGCAAGAUGGCGGCGUUAAAGGAGGAGCAGUGCUACGGACUGUCCUGUGGAAGAGUGAGCAAUGGCAGCAACAUCUCCGUCUAUCACGUCAAGCUGACUGACAGCGCGCUGCGAGCAUUUGAAGACUACCAGAGCAACAAGGGCCUGACUGCUAAACCACUAAUAGGAUUCACAGGAAACCAAGGGAAAAUCUCAAUACCGCAGUCAGAGAAUCCAAAUGAGCUGCGAACGUUUACGUUCUACCUGUCCAACGUGGGGAAGGACAACCCCCAGGGCAGCUUCGACUGCAUUCAGCAGUAUAUUACAAGUGAAGGGAGCAUACAGCUGGACUGCCUGGGAGGGAUCCAGGACAAAAUCACGGUAUGCGCCACAGACGACUCCUACCAGAAAGCCAGGCAAAGCAUGGCUCAGGCCGAGGAGGAGACCCGCAGCCGUGGAGCCAUCGUCAUCAAGCCUGGCGGGAGAUACGUGGGUAAGCGUGUACAAAUCCGGAAGCCGAUAACGGGUGUGUCAGAUGUGGCUCCGUCGCGGCGGAUCUCAAGGCCGAUUAUCGUUUCCAGCAGUCAGAAAAAGAGCCCGCCCCGGCCGCUGAGGGAGCGACUAGUGCAUUUACUGGCCCUCAAGCCCUACCGCAAACCCGAACUGCUGGUGCGGCUCACGAAAGAAGGCCUGUCUCCUCAGGACAAGGAGACACUGGACAGCCUCCUGCAACAGGUGGCUAACCUGAAUAGUAAGGACAACACCUUCACAUUGAAGGAUUGUUUGUUCAAGGAAGUUCAGAAGGACUGGCCUGGUUACACUGAGAUGGACCAACAGAUUCUGAAGAGAAUUCUUGUACGAAAACUGUGUAAGCCUCAGAGCAGUACCCCUGUGUCUGUGGAGAGCCCGGUCAGCCCGCACAAAGAGCCAGCCAGCAGCUCACCCUCUCAGAAACGACCUGCAGCAGAGUUCAUCGAUCCCCUGGCCAAUAAGAAACCCAGAAUAUCGCAUCUAGCUAGCAAGUCUACAGGGCUCAUCAACGGCAAACUGAGCUCAUCCAAUGGUAAGGACUCUUCUAGUUCUCAAGCGGCAGAGACGUCGUCGAGCUCUCAAAUCCCUCCGCUGGAGAUCCCCCGACCCUUUGACCCCCUUUCGGAUGUCAGCAACGACUCCAACGGCAGAGACUGUGAAAGUCUGGAGGCGGCAGUGGCGGAAAGACUGAGUCAGCCCCCGUCAUUCGCCCCUCGCUCCACAACGCAAGAGGAAGUUCUGGGACCCAUGUCCCCAACCCACAGCAGCCUGGACGGAUCUCAGACCCGGACCGCUCAACUCUCACUGCAUGGCAAGCCUAAGAAGAAGUCAAAAAAACACAAGGACAAAGACAAGUCUAAGGAAAAAGACCGAGAGCGGGACAUGAAGAAGGAGAGGAGAGUUGAAGACCAUGGCUUGGAUCAGAGGAAAACCUGUGAUGUCACAACAAGCGAUAGGAGGACAGGUCUAAACGGAACGUGCAACAGCUCCAGCAUUCCUGCAUCUUCAUCAGAGUCAACAGACUAUUUAUUAAAAUACACAGUGAUAAGCUCGCAAGAGCAACGUCAGACUUACAAGAUUGACUUCAACUCCGAGUACAGCGAGUACCGGGGCCUCCACUCACGGAUAGAGGGCAUCACCCGACAGUUCACUAUACUCGACUCCGAGCUCAAACAACUCCAGCAGGGCACAGACAAGUACAAGACAAUCCACAACCAGAUACUUGAAGAGUAUCGUAAAAUCAAAAAGACUAAUCCAAACUAUAGCCAAGAGAAGAACCGCUGUGAAUAUCUACACAACAAACUGGCACAUAUUAAAAAACUGAUAGCAGAAUAUGAUCAACAGCAACUUCAAAACUGGCACUAAUAACAAUAUUUUGUCUCAUUGUUUUUUCUUUCUCCCUUGAGAAAAAGAAACAAACUCUGGAUUUUUUUCUUCUUUUUUUUCUUUUCUUGGUUUUCUCUAAAAACAAGUUGCUCUAAUGUAAAAUGCCACGAAACUGAUUUCUUUUCCCCCCUCUGUAGUUGGCCAAGUGCUCUAGUUAGGACAAUGCAGACCCAUGAAUUUCAUUUAUGGGAUGUGGGACAUGGGCAUACUCAGCCAUGCUUACCUGUGUAGCCUAAUGCAUUAUGGGAUUGGUUGCCAGCUCCCUUCCAUUCUCGAAUGUGUGAAAGGAAAAACUUUCUUUGAAGCUCUUUUCCUGGCGUUGCGAACGAGGAUAACCAACAGCCAUUCCCAGAUUCUAAUAGUUUAAGGUUUCUAAAAAGGAAGAGAAUUUUUUUUAAGUGGAUAUUAUUUUUCUGUAUGUACUAAAAUGGAAGGUCCUAAUGAUAAACUAUAUUUUAUUUUAUAUUUAUUUUUUCCUUUUUUUUUGGUCUUCCAUAGGCAUACAUCAGUCCGAUUAUGAUUUCACACUCCUCAGAUUGAGUGCUAAACAUCUUGUCCCGUCCCUUUGGUCUUUAUCUCCUUAAUCAGUCAGUAUUUUAUGCAAAAGCUGCCUUGGAUUUCAAGAGAUCCCUAUCGCAGUACACUUUCCCCAUUUUCUUUUUUGUUUUGAGUGUUGUAGUGUCUGAAACGGCACUAUCUAGCUGCAAUGCGCUAGACCACGUGCAAUGGACAUGAAUCCGAUGCCUAUCCGAGGAAGAUCACCGUCUGUUUAGAGGCUUUGACAGAAUCAGUAUUAAGCGACGGCCAUGGUAAAGCUCCAUACGGAUGAACUUGCCAUUCCAGGAGUGAGGGUAGCGAUCCAGUGUCGGCACUUUUUUGCAAUAUCACAUGCUUUUGAAUGAAAAAUAUUGCUUUAUCACAACCCUCAUCAUAUUGAAUCAUGAAUCCGGUGUGGUUGUAAAAGGUGCAGGCAAAUCUUGCGAAAUUGUGCCUCACGUGAGCCGUGCGUCGUCCCUCAGGUAUCUAGAGUGAUCCAAUAUUGCUAGUUACGAGUGUGACGGUAACAUCACGUCUGUGGCCAAACUUACUUGGUAUUCUUCCAGAAAAUGGUGGAUGUAUCCCUUUAAUGUAGCCCUAUGGUGUUUCCAAUGGGCUGGUUGGUGAAGACAAAACGGCAGAAACGCAACCUUCGCUCACUGUCUGAACCCUUUAGCAAUUCAAUGCUUGCUUGAAUACUGAGUAUUUGUGGGGCGUUUGACCAUUUCAGACAGUAUUUUCAUUACGAGAUGACUGUUAAAUUCCAUUAAGGCAUCUCAUCGUGGAGGAUCCAUUACAAGCCUCUGACGUGCUCCUCACAUUACUGUGGCAUCCGCCUCGUGGAAGCUCGACCACAAGUUGAUCACCUGUCAGGUCCUGUUGAAGCAUCAGUUGUACUUCUGAUAUCUGAACUCUUUUUAUGUUUAAAUAUUAAAAUUCAGCACUUUGCUCAGCUUCUUGCUGUUACUCUUACCUGGGUUUUGUUGCAAGGAGACACUUGCCUUGUCUAUCUGUCUGUGUAUGCAUGCUUUCUGACUGUUGAAGACAUAAAAAAAGGGUAAAGGCCAGUGUUUAGAGCAGUUUUACACUGCUGUUUAAUGUUCAAGAGCAUUUGAAGCCAAAUACUUCUCAAAUUGCCCCGAAUUUACCUGGCCAGCAUUAGUUGUUGCGAUUUUUAGGAGCGCAAUUGAAGAAUUGAAAUAAAGCCAAAUUUGACUCUUCUGAAUCGAUUGUUUAAAAGCAAUUGAGAAAUUUAAAUCAACAAUUCUCAAUCACAAAUUUACCAGGUAAACCACAAAUAUUUAGUCGUGAGAAUUAUUUUUGUAAUCACGGUCUUUUACGUUACCCGAAGAAACAGUCUGAAAAUGCUGCAAACAAUUCAACGACAAAUACGAAUGCCGUUUGUUUGGAUUGGAAACUGCUACGACUCUUCAAACAAUGUCGAGACAACCGGGGGGGAAAUGUGCCAAAUGACCUGUUGUAUAGGUUUGCAUCAGAUGAAAUAUGUUGCUGUUUUAGCAAAAGAGAAAUGAAAAAUAAAGGGAGUGGGAGGAGCUUUUGGGACGAAGGCUUGCGAUGUCAACGCUAAAACCCAAAGCGCGCUUUUUGAAAUAACAAGGGACCGGGACUGAAAUUUAUCUUGGUAUUUCAAUAAAAUUCUUGGAAAACUUG